Labeo rohita (rohu) is the source of this 2879-nucleotide messenger RNA. RefSeq names its product nuclear factor of kappa light polypeptide gene enhancer in B-cells inhibitor, zeta (gene nfkbiz). The record is from RefSeq and is a predicted model, not a curated record. The transcript is spliced from 12 exons. Gene Ontology annotation, cellular component: nucleus. Lineage: Eukaryota; Metazoa; Chordata; Actinopteri; Cypriniformes; Cyprinidae. Bases 338 to 1924 code for a protein of 528 amino acids. Gene Ontology annotation, molecular function: POU domain binding; DNA binding. Gene Ontology annotation, biological process: regulation of gene expression.
AGAUCUCGAUGGUUCUUCGUUCACUGAUCAGACUGACGCGGACUCGCAUCCGAAAACAAGAAAACUCUCAUCAUGUUGUCUCGAUUACAUUUUAAUUAUUCAAAAUCGUGUAUACAUACAUGAUUUUGAAUCAUGUGAUACUGGAGCAUAUUUUGUAUAUUAUCAAGCUGGCUGUAUUUAUUUGUUUCAGUUUGUUUUUCCAUCAUCAUACCAAUCUCUUUUGGCUGAAGGAGUGUCCUGACGUCACGCGGCACGUCACCCGCAAAUAAGUUCUUCGGUGAAUGUUGCGUCGCGUCAUUCAGAUCAAUCGCUCGUACGCGCGUCACAGCAAGAGACAAUGAUCAUUGACAGAGUUAGUGAGGGAUUCGCGGGUGUUCUGGACCGGGACAGCGAUGUCAUGACGAGUCCGGUCCACCUGUUGUCCUUCUACGGAUGUCCUUCUCCCACGGACGCGAGUCUGUCGGCCGGAUCUCCGAACUCGGAUUCGGAUCAGAGCUGGAGCAAUGCGGGUAGCCCUCAAAACGGCGUCAACGUGGAAGCGCACAGCGCGCGGAAACCGAGUCGGUAUCAAGGCGUGCGCGUGAAGAACACCGUCAAAGAGCUGAUCAUGCAGAAACGCCAUUACGACAUUCAGGCUCAGCAGUAUCAAAGUGAAGAUGAAUGUCCAGCCAUAUUCCAUGCGCUGCAGAGAACGAAGAUGGAAGCGGAGAAUCUGUGUGUCUCUCCUGUGAAACGACUGCGAGCCGCAGACUCGGACAUCCUGUCUCUGUGCAGCCACGGUGAGAACGUGUUCUGCGACAUUGAGAUGUUGGAGGACAUCGGUGACGUCCUGUUUAAAGAGCGGCUCUCCAUUGACUCCGUGACGGUGAGAGGAUGUCCGGCGCCCCCUCGAGAUCUGUACGCCGAUGCCAGAAGCCCCGUUUACGCCGGCUGCCAUCCGCUGCCGUCCGCGGAGAACACGUACCUGUCCUCCGCCCCGCCGCACGCGUCCGGCCUCGGUACGACCGCCGCGCCUCCGGUGUCCUUCUUCCAAUGGCAGAUACAACACGAGGAGGAGAAACUGGCUGCUUUGAGCCACGUGGAGCUCACCACUAGAGAUGGGGAUGGAGACACGUUCUUGCACAUCGCGGUGGCCCAGGGAAGAAGAGCUCUGGCGUACGUCCUCGCCAGGAAAAUGGCUGCCAUUGGCAUGCUGGACAUGAAAGAACACAACAACCAGAGCGCUUUCCAGGUCAGCGUUGCCGCGGAUCAGCACCUGAUUGCACAAGACCUGCUGUUACUGGGAGCUGAAAUGAACACCGUGGACUGCUGGGGCCGAUCCCCGUUACACGUGUGUGCUGAGAAGGGCCACGCCUCCACGCUGCAGGCCAUCCAGAAAUCCAUGCAGACUAGUGGGCGGCAGGUCAACGUGGAGGUGGUCAACUACGACGGACUCACGCCCCUCCAUGUUGCGGUCCUGUCCCACAAUGCCGCGGUGCAAGAGCUGUACGGUCACGGGACGCCCCCCUCCGCUCAGAGUCUGGCGCUGCUGCAGAAGAGGAAGCUGCUCGGGGAGUGCGUGAGCACUUUGUUGCAGAUGGGCGCGUCGCUGGAAGCGAAGGACCGCAAGAGCGGCCGCACCGCUCUGCACAUGGCUGCCGAAGAGGCCAACGUUGAGCUUCUGCGCCUUUUUCUGGACCAGUCCAACUACUACUCCGUCAUAAACGUGAAGGCGUUCAACGGGAACACGGCGCUGCACAUGGCCAGCGCUCUGCAGGGCCGCCUGGCUCAAGUGGACGCGGUUCGAUUGCUGCUGAGACGAGGAGCCGAUCCCAGUGCCAAGAACCUGGAGAAUGAGCAGCCGGCCCAACUGGUGCCCGACGGUCCGCUGGGAGACCAGGUGCGUCGGAUCCUGAAAGGCAAAGGAGCGCCAUCCCGCCCGUGAGCGACCGUCCCGUUCUUCCCUUCAGAAUCGCUGUCAGUCAGGCAGUCCGGUCUGUGUACAGAUUCAUUUGCCGCUUUGGGCAGAUGUCGGUUGUUUCCAUGAAACAGUUUUAUCAUUGUUCACUACUGAGUAGUAGACGGCACAGGAAAGUGAGAGCAACAGUUCAGAGAAGCUACCUGACGUUAGAAGAGGAAACUAAUGUUAUGAGGAAGUUAGGAAGGAUUAUUCAGAGAGUAGUAAUAAAUGAGAACGUCGUUGAAGAGAAAGAAGGUCGUCAGUCACUGGAUUGAACAGUGAAUCAUUUUCUCUUGUUCAGUAGCAGAUCUGAAGUGCUGCAUUUGGCUCUGGUGUGUAAAAGGUUGUAAACUAUAAUCUCCAAACAAUGUAACUAUAUCCGUAUUGUUAUUAUUAUUACUCUAGUGUGUGUUUUGUCAGAAGGUUUGCACGUUAAACAUGAGCAACAGUCUUUACCUGAGAUGCUAAUCAGUAACUUUAAACCUGUUGAACCAGAACGUCCCAAUCGUUGACUCGAGUCAUGUUUCGGCAUGUCAUUUUGGGACUUUCUGCCAUUGAUGAUUAACUUCUUCUGAAGGCUUGUGAUUCUCCAGUAGUCCUCUAAUUAUUCUGGAUAACUCUGAUUAUUCUAUUUUAUAGUAAGUGCUAUUCUCAGAAUCCACAUAAAAAUAGGGUUAAAGGUGUUUCUUUAUGAAGACAGAUGGUGUUAGUGCAUUAUAACAGUUCAUAUUACAUGUAUCUGCAUGAUAUUGUUGAUGUAUAUGUUUGUGGUGGUGGGAUGAGCAUAUAUUGUUAGGUAUAUAUUGUCCUUUAGCGUUAUUUUCCAUUGUGCAUCAGGAGUGGGUUGGUGUCUGUGUUUCCUUUGCAGGUCACUUGAUAUUCUGUAAACUGAAUUAUCUGCUGUAAUUCAGUCCUAAAUAAACUUUCUUUGUUAAUGUUU